CGAGCCGAUUGAAUGGCGACGCACAGUCGCCGUCGCGCCGAGUUAUGGCUGGACGACGAGCCCGCCGAGCCGAUGAAAGAGCUUAGCUUCUCGAGCAACAAGCGGCUCGCCAACGUAGCAAAGGGGCUUGCCAACCUCGCUUUAAAGCCACGCCGCGCCGUCAACCACAGCGAUCCUCGCCUUUCACUUCCGACGCGGCGCUUCGAGGCGCGACAGGCGUCGCUUGCCAGCGAUAUAUCGCGUAACCUCUUGUCGCCGACAGAGCGAGCGCUCGAUGCGCACAUCGCUUUUGUGCGCGACCUCGUUGAAGAUGGGCGCGUCUUUGAGCUUCGGACCGAGCUGCGAACGUUGAAGCGCGAGGUUUCUUCGUGGAAGACACAGUGGGUCUUUCUCAACAAGAGUGGCUCGGCGCUCGCGUGGCGCGCACCGACGUGGUGGCGACCGACGCCGGCGCGGCCGUCGACAUCUGGGUAUCUGAGCCGCAGCAAUGCGCUGCAGCUGAGUGACGUCGAGGACGUCAUUUCUACCGCGGUGGAACCCGCGGCGCCCAUGGGCAACGUUCACGGCCACGCGCUGCUCAUGGCAGGCCUCACCGCGCUCCUCGUGACGACCAUGUGGUUCCUCUCGGCGAAGCGACGCGCCCUGCGCACGUACCGGUACCGCGAUGGCUUUGCUGCAUUUGAGGACACCAAGGCGACGACAACGCCACGGCCCACGCGCAUGCCGGUUAUUCAAGACCGAUACCUCAAGUCCAAGGUGCCGUCGACGCUGGAUGCGAUCGUCGUGGGCAGUGGCAUUGGCGGUCUCGGUGUAGCUGCCAUCCUCGCGCGCAUGGGCUGGCGCGUGCUGGUCUUGGAGCAGCACGACCGCGCUGGCGGUGCCACGCACACGUUCGAGGACAUGGGCGUCGAGUUCGACACGGGCACCCACUACAUUGGCUCGAUCGACCCGCAGUGCCGCGAGUACAUGGAGCUCAUGGGCAUCGGCGACGAUGUGCUGCAGUGGGACCCGAUCGGUGCGCACGAAGACGGGUUUGCGUACGACAAGGUGGCCGUCGGCGAAAACGGUAGCUUCCAAGUCGCCUUUCCCGCGGGCCGCGACCGCUUCAUUGCCGAGCUUCUGCGCAAGUUCCCGGACGAGCCCAACCUCAAGGAACAGCUCGAGGCGUACGUCGACCUCUGCGAGCGAGCGACCAAGCUCUCCCAGUGGUUUUACACGCUCAAGGUCGUCGAGCCGCAGUGGCUCGGGUCGCUCUUGAUUCGCAUUGCGCUCUUCUUUGGCGACCGCCACGGCUUUAUGCGCCGCAACACGACCGACGUCAUCGACAGCAUCAUCUCCAACAAGCUUCUCCAGCGCGUAUUGUGCGGGCAGUGGGGCGACCACGGCGUGCUUCCCGACUCGGCGCCGUUCUACAUGCACAGCCAGAUCGUUAUGCACUACAUGAAUGGCGCGGUCUUUCCCCGUGGCGGGUCGGCCAAGAUCGCCGAGGGUCUCGUGCGCUCCAUCGAGCAAAGCGGCGGCCGCGUCCUAGUCAAGGCCUCGGUCGCACAAGUGCUUGUCGAGGGCGGGAAGGCCGUCGGCAUCCAGCUUGAGAACGGCGACACCUUCCACGCUCCCGUCGUCGUCUCGAACAUUGGGUUCUUCAACACGCGCGACAAGCUCCUCGACUCGUCGACGCUGGCGACUCUACCUCCCAACUGGCGGCAGUUUGAGGUCGUCGCCAACGCACAGCGGUCCGUGACCAUGUGCUUCCUCUUCGUCUCGCUCGAGGGCACCGUGAGUGAACUGGAGCUGCCGGCCUACAACGUCUGGUCGUGGCCCGACGUGACGGCGUCGACGACGUACACGGAGCGAUUCCAGGAGGUGCUGCAGAAGGACCUCCACGCGAGCACGUCGCGGCCCGUGACGUUUAUUGCGUUUCCGUGCGCCAAAGAGUCGACGUGGCACACGCGGUACCCCGGGAAGAGCAAUGCGCUCGUGUUGGCGAUGGUCAACUUUGAAGACUUUGCGCCGUGGGCCCACAUGAAGAGCGCCGACCGGGACAAGGACGUCGCGUACCAAGCGAUCAAGGCGCAGUGGAAAACCAAGCUCGAGAAGGAGCUGUACGCUUACUACCCGCAGCUGCAAGGCAAGGUCAAGGCCAUGGACGUGGGCACGCCGCUGAGCUACAACACGUACUUGAACGCAGACAAGGGCGAGGUCUUUGGCCUCGAGAUGGGCAAGUGGCGCUUUACGCCCGCAGCGUUUGACGUGCUCCGACCAUCGACGCCGAUUCCAGGGUUUUACCAGACGGGCCAGGACAUUGUCGCGAUCGGCAUCAUGGGUGCGCUCAUGUCGGGUGUCGUGACCGCGCACAACAUUCUGCAGUUUGGCCAGUUGCCGUCGCUGGCCAGCGGGCACUUUGACUUGUACGACGACUGCAAGCAAAAAGGUGUCGUGCGACCGUCCAAGGCCACGAUGGCCUAA
Messenger RNA from Saprolegnia diclina VS20, 2466 nucleotides. RefSeq lists its product as hypothetical. The record is from RefSeq and is a predicted model, not a curated record. Bases 13 to 2466 code for a protein of 817 amino acids. The transcript has 8 exons. Gene Ontology annotation, molecular function: oxidoreductase activity. Lineage: Eukaryota; Oomycota; Saprolegniomycetes; Saprolegniales; Saprolegniaceae.